Molecule: messenger RNA, 3368 nt
Organism: Lagopus muta (rock ptarmigan)
Lineage: Eukaryota; Metazoa; Chordata; Aves; Galliformes; Phasianidae
Gene: CFI
Product: complement factor I
Exons: 12
Coding region: 547-2337 (596 amino acids)
Biological process (GO): proteolysis
Cellular component (GO): membrane
Molecular function (GO): protein binding; serine-type endopeptidase activity
Source: RefSeq, a predicted model, not a curated record
AGGGGCUGGAGAUCCACGGUGCCGGCGAGACUACGGUUGUCCCGGAAACCGCCCGCUGCCCAAGCAGUUGUGUGAGCAAAUGUCGGCUGGUUACACUCUCGUACGGAGAUAGUAGCGUUGCUGUUUCCGUUUGUCUGCCUGCCUGCCUGCCUGCCUGCACGGAGACAGACGUAUCUCACCUAAAAACACAUCUCCCCUGACAGCGCCCUGCAGAGCCGGCUGCCUGCUGCCAGGAAGUCGGCCCCGCCGCUCGGUCGGUCUGCUUUGGUAACAGCAGGGGAGCGAGACCCUGCUGAGCACUGCCUUGUAAUCGCCGGCUUCAAGGGCUUUCCUUUAGGUCUCUAUGUACAGUAUAACAGGUUAAAUGGGGGGGGAUCCGCGUGGAGAUAUCAGACUCAUCCGUUAAUAUCUCAGGCUCCUGUAAUUGUUUCUGAGUCCACUUCAAAGUGUUUUACCAAUGGUUAAAAAUUAAACACAAACCUAACAACUGGCUAUUGGGAAAAUCCCGGCCAGGGGAAUUUCUCUACAAAGAGAUAAAACUUCAUCAUGAGAGUGGUUGCGGUUUUCUUGGUUUGCUUCUCUUUCUUUUCUUUCUGUCGAGCAAAGAAUGCAGCAUCUAAUAAUACAGAAGAACAGUUUUCAUACGUUGAGCCUGCUCAGCCACUUGAGCAAGACAGUCAGCCAGCUGAGCGAGCUACUUACCUCCUAGAAGACUGUUUAAGCAACAAAUACACACACAAGUCUUGUAAGAAAGUUUUUUGUGACCCAUGGGAACGAUGUGUGGAGGGAAAAUGUCUCUGUAAGCUUCCCUACCAGUGUCCAAAGAAUGGCACUUCAGUUUGUUCUACCACUGGAAAGCAGUUUCAUACUUACUGCCACCUAAAGAGCUAUGAGUGUCAACGUCCCGAAGCAAAGUUUCUGAACGAGGGAAAAUGCAUGCCCACAGAAACAUUUAAAAUCUCCUUGGUCUAUAAGGAUUCACAUUUGCUUCAAGUAAAACCUGUCAAUAACGAGGACCUUUUUGUAUGUGAGAGUAUGUGGACUAUGAAUGAAGCAAACGUGGCCUGCAGACACCUUGGCUUUGAAUUAGGUGCUGAAUAUUACCACACUGACUACAACAUCACAGAACCAUCACACUGCUUCCAAAUAACUUGCAGAGGCCUAGAGACAAGUCUUGCUGAAUGUUACAUAGAGAAGAAACUGAGAGCUAUUAAUGAGGGAUUUGUUAGCCUCCAGUGCCAGAAAACUCUCCGAGAAUGUUCAGCUCAUGAGUUCCAUUGUGCAAAUGACAAGUGCAUUUCUGUGACUAAAACCUGUGAUGGUAUAAAUGACUGUGGAGACCUAAGUGAUGAACUGUGCUGUAAAGAAUGCAGAAACAACAGUUUCCACUGUCGAUCAAAUAUCUGUAUUCCAAAAAAGAAUGUGUGUAACAAAGAAAUUGACUGCCUAACAGGAGAGGAUGAAGCUCAAGCUCUCUGUUCAGGCAAGCCAAAACAUGACGAAAAUCACAGUAUGGAUGCAGAAAGAAAACUGGCAAAGACGUUCCUUCCCCAAAUAAACUGUGGUGUUGUAAACUUCACAUUAACUCGACGGAAGAGAAUCAUAGGUGGACAAAUUGCAAGGAAGGGUGAAUUCCCUUGGCAAGUGGCAAUUAAAGACACUGGCACUGAAGGUGCAACAGUGUACUGUGGAGGGGUUUAUAUUGGUGGCUGUUGGGUUCUGACUGCUGCACACUGUGUCAGAGCAAAUCGAGUUCAUCUAUACCGUGUCUGGAUUGGGCUGUUGGAUACAAUACAGUAUGACAGGGAGACAGACACUUACAGACUAAAGCAACUGAUAAUCCAUGAGAACUAUAAUGCUGCAACAUAUGAAAAUGACAUUGCUCUGCUGGAGCUGAAAGGUCACGGAAAAGGAGAGUGCUCCCUGAAAUACAGCACACCUGCCUGCAUCCCCUGGUCAGAGCAUAUGUUCAAGGCUGGUGAUAAAUGCAAGGUUUCUGGAUGGGGACUAGAGAAAGGUUAUACCAAACAAUACGUGCUCAAAUGGGGAAAUGUUAAUUUAUUUCAGAAUUGUUCUGAAAUGUAUCCAGGCCGAUUUUUACAAAAAAUGGCAUGUGCAGGUACUUAUGAUGGAUCCAUUGACAGUUGCAAAGGUGAUUCAGGAGGUCCCCUGGUCUGCUUUGAUGCAGAAAACGUGGCGUAUGUCUGGGGUGUUGUGAGUUGGGGUGAAAACUGUGGGGAGGCCGGUCACCCUGGCGUCUAUACACAAGUUGCCAGCUAUUAUGACUGGAUUAGCCACCAUGUGACACGGAGUCUCAUUUCAAGGUAUAAUAUCUGAAGCUCAGGAAACUAAACACUUGUUAUCAUCCAUGCAGAAAUUAACACUAGUCCAUUUUUACAAUAGCAGCCAUAUACCUUAGCAACUAUUAGUACAAAUCUUGAAAUAACGUAGUUUGAAAAUGUUCGGCUCUCCACAAAUACAACAGCUUUACAGAAGUCUGCACAAAAGAGUUUUACAGUCAUAUAAGUCCACGGCAAAAUUAUCUAAUAAAACCAUGUUCACCGCAAGGACAACUUUUUGUUGCUGUUAUUUCUUUUCUCUCUCCCUAUAUUUCACACUGCUUUCAGUAGGUUAUUUCAGUUGUUUAUUUUAAAUGGACAACCAUACUGAAAGCAGCGGUCAGAAAACCAACUACACUACCAAUAUGUGAAUGUCACAGAAAGGACAGCACCCAGAGAAUGUAAAAGCAAUUCCAUCAUAUCAGCGUGUAGGUCUUCAGAAACCCUCAGGAUGCUGCUUUGCUGGGCGGAUGAUCCUUUAAGCUUACCCAGAAACAGAACUUCAGACUGUGUGAUGGACUGAACAUGAUUGUGAGAUUUGUUGAUGUUUUGAUGAGUAACACAAAGAAAAAACACAUCCUUACAGGCCUCUGAUCCUGUGCUAUGCAGUCACAGGAAGUUAGGCUAUGCAGUUAUUCAGAAAGUUACCCACAAAGAGAAUGAUGUGGUAGGUAGGGUAAGCUCUGAGUCCACUAGGAAAGUUCUGGCUCUUUUUUAAAAGCCAGUAGUUUUGUAUUGGUACAAAUGACUUCAGGACCAUUUCAGUCCUGUCGAACUGUGCAACAGUUUUGUAACACCCUUUGCUGGAUUCCAAUUUACAAGUGUUUGAAAAAAAAGACCUAUUUUGCUUCAUUCCUCUCCAUCAGCUAUCCCACCAAAUCAAUAGCAUAUGUUCACAUAGACACUGGGGAGAAGGGGUGGGUUCUGUGCAAGUUUUGUGAGUUUGGGGGAUGGUCUGGAGCUUGGUUUUCAAUGAUUCACCAUUACGUACUUCAGGCAACAUUUUGACAUUUUCACUGACUUCAUUCU